Molecule: messenger RNA, 2174 nt
Organism: Aspergillus ruber CBS 135680
Lineage: Eukaryota; Fungi; Ascomycota; Eurotiomycetes; Eurotiales; Aspergillaceae
Exons: 1
Coding region: 152-2101 (649 amino acids)
Source: RefSeq, a predicted model, not a curated record
UAUCCCCACGGUCUUUGCUUCUUUUUCUGUCACACUAUUAUUAUUAUUAUUAUUAUUACAGCCUCAGGGGGUCUCUGACAAUUGGCAAGUGCAAGGCUUGUUUGCGGUAUUCUGGAAACUGACCUGCAUCCUCCGAUCCUCGAAACGACGCAUGCCACCGAAACCGCCCCUACCACUCAGCGAGGAGUGGACGGACCCGGAUGCCUACGUCGAUGAGCUCCUGUCCUUUAUUACCUCGUCGGAUUUGUUUAGACAUGUCUGCGGGGGUGUUCACAUGCAAGAUUUUUUGACGCGGCAGCCCGAUCUGUAUACUGAGUUGUUGCCCGAAUCAUGGAGGACAUUCUUCGAUAAACAUGAAAUGCAGGAUAUUCUGCACCUUUUGCUCAGAGAAGAUAUUUAUGCGCUUCGGGAUCGGUAUCUAAAUGAGUCUGCGAAUGAGGAGGGGCAAGAUGGUUGGAAUGGAGGCCCGUUACCACCGACAGAUCUCGUCGAGUACAUCUACCAAAUCCGAAGAUUGAGUCUGGGCCGCGACUUUGUUCCCGCGCAAUCCACGAAUCCCACGAUACCCAAACACAUCUCGGUUGGAAUGAAUAUGAAGAAAUACCACGAGGUGGCGCAUUUCUCCGACUACGUUGACUCCCUCUGUAACACCGUCGCGAAACAACGAGGCGAGGGGAUCUCCCACAUUGUCGAUUUCGGAUCGGGCCAGAACUAUCUUGGACGCACCCUUGCGAGCCAACCAUACAACAGACAUAUCAUCGCCAUUGAGAGGAGACACCAAUAUAUUAGGGGCGCAAAGGGAUUUGACGUGCAUGCCAAGUUGUCUGAGAAACAAGUGGUUUUCUACAACAACAAAAAGGAAGAUCCGUGCAAGGUCUGCAAAGACUCGGAGGAGCCGGAGGAGCCGGAGGUACAAAACCCAGAUGUGCCACAGCGGACGAUGGAAGUCGUGCAGAGCACUCCUGGGGAAAUUGCACCAGAACCCGUGAACGGGGACGACGAUGAUCUCACUGUCGUUAAUGUGUUUCGGGAUGUUAGCCUUGAGCCAGGCGAGUUUGGAUUCAAACCAGACGACAAGGGUGCACACGCACCCAAACCUAAAAAGCCUGUUGUUGAUGUCGAAUCUCUUAAGCCGGGCGGUGCCAUGGAUUAUAUUGAACACGAGAUCAAGGAUGGGUAUCUAGAGCCUAUCAUCAAAGAUGUGGUGGAAUCGCCGCCAGUCGCUGAAUCAGGAUCCCAACUCACGAACAAUACCAAGGACGCCACGGACCCCAAUGUCAUGGUGAUUUCCCUCCACUCAUGCGGAAACCUCCUCCACCACGGCGUCCGUUCCCUGGUCCUGAACCCUUCCGUCAAAGCAAUCGCCAUGAUCGGCUGCUGCUACAACCUUGUCACAGAACGACUUGGUCCAGCAACCUACAAACUCCCCAUCCUCCGUUCCCUCCACCCCCGACUCACAAAAGAAGCCCUAGCUUACGACCCCCACGGCUUCCCCAUGUCCAAGCGCCUCGAGGACUUCGAGCACGACAGUGGCACAGGCGUCAAAGUAAACAUCACCGCGCGCUCCAUGUCCCUCCAAGCCCCUUACAACUGGUCCCGCCCCGAAAGCGAAAACUUCUUUACCCGCCACUUCUACCGCACUCUCCUCCAGCGUAUCCUUGUCGAUCGCAAUAUCGUCUCCAGACCCUCCGUCCCGACAGACCUCUACGAAAAACCCGCCUCCAAAGAGGAUUCCGCAAAUCCACUCGUCGUAGGAUCCCUCCGUAAAGCCGCCUUCGUCUCCUUCCGCGCGUACGUACGUGCCGCAACCGCGAAACUCACCCGCGACCCGAAAUUCGGAGAGAAGGUCCGAGCCGGAAUGGAAGGCCUUACUGAGGAGGAUCUGGACCGUUAUGAGAAGGACUUCCAGCAGGCGAAGAAACAACUCAGCGUUACGUGGAGUUUGAUGGCAUUUAGUGCGUCGUUGAUCGAGGCGGUUAUUGUUGUUGAUCGGUGGCAGUUUUUGAGAGAACAUGAUGAGGUUAAGGAUGCUUGGGUUGAGCCGGUUUUUGAUUACACGGAGAGUCCGAGGAAUCUUGCUGUGAUUGGAAUUAAAAAGUGAUUUUCUGCAUUGUCGCUAUAUUCAUGAUACAUGUUUGAUGAAAUAUAGAAUUGUGCUAUAUACUUGAUACCCC